Sorex fumeus (smoky shrew) is the source of this 3534-nucleotide messenger RNA. RefSeq names its product FERM domain containing 4A (gene FRMD4A). Bases 142 to 3237 code for a protein of 1031 amino acids. Lineage: Eukaryota; Metazoa; Chordata; Mammalia; Eulipotyphla; Soricidae. The record is from RefSeq and is a predicted model, not a curated record. Gene Ontology annotation, cellular component: cytoskeleton; adherens junction; bicellular tight junction. Gene Ontology annotation, biological process: establishment of epithelial cell polarity. The transcript has 23 exons.
UUCGAGUCGGCGGAGCCGCCGCGGUGACGGUGGCCGGGGGCUCCCUACACUCGGCCCUCCCCGGCGUGGGAUGCUCGGGGCUGGCGCGCGCCCCGGGAGGAACUUGGAGGGGAGAGGCCCUGGCAUGAGGAUUCCCGCACCAUGGAAGGGCUCCUGUCUCCGAUGAGGACCAAGAUGACGGAAGGUCGUCGCUGUCAAGUCCAUCUUCUUGAUGACCGGAAGCUGGAGCUCCUAGUACAGCCCAAGCUUUUAGCCAAGGAGCUGCUUGACCUCGUGGCGUCUCACUUCAACCUGAAGGAAAAGGAGUACUUUGGAAUCGCCUUCACGGACGAGACCGGACACCUGAACUGGCUGCAGCUAGACCGGAGGGUACUGGAACACGAUUUCCCGAAGAAGUCUGGGCCCGUGGUCCUGUUCUUCUGCGUCAGGUUCUACAUAGAGAGUAUCUCCUACCUGAAGGACAACGCCACCAUUGAGCUCUUCUUCCUGAAUGCCAAGUCCUGCAUCUACAAGGAGCUCAUCGACGUGGACAGUGACGUGGUAUUCGAGCUGGCCUCCUAUAUCCUACAGGAAGCAAAAGGGGAUUUUUCUAGCAAUGAAGGCGUGAGAAGUGACCUGAAGAAGCUGCCCGCCCUGCCCACUCAGGUCCUGAAGGAGCACCCUUCCCUCGCCUACUGUGAGGACCGGGUCAUCGAGCACUACAAGAAGCUGAUUGGCCAGACCCGAGGGCAAGCGAUUGUCAACUACAUGAGUGUGGUGGAGUCUCUCCCUACCUACGGGGUGCACUACUAUGCUGUGAAGGACAAGCAGGGGAUUCCCUGGUGGCUGGGUCUGAGCUACAAAGGGAUCUUCCAGUACGACCACCAUGAUAAAGUGAAGCCCCGGAAGAUCUUCCAAUGGAGACAGCUGGAGAACCUGUAUUUCAGGGAGAAGAAGUUUUCCGUGGAGGUCCAUGACCCACGCCGGGCCUCGGUGACCAGGAGGACAUUCGGACACAGCGGCAUCGCGGUGCACACGUGGUAUGCGUGUCCGGCCCUCAUCAAGUCCAUCUGGGCCAUGGCCAUCAGCCAGCACCAGUUCUACCUGGACAGGAAGCAGAGUAAGUCUAAGAUCCAUGCGGCGCGGAGCCUGAGCGAGAUCGCCAUCGACCUCACCGAGACGGGCACGCUGAAGACGUCCAAGCUGGCCAACAUGGGCAGCAAAGGCAAGAUCAUCAGCGGCAGCAGCGGGAGCCUCUUGUCCUCAGGUUCUCAGGAGUCUGACAGCUCCCAGUCAGCCAAGAAGGACAUGCUGGCCGCCCUCAAGUCCCGGCAGGAGGCGCUAGAGGAGACGCUGCGCCAGCGGCUGGAGGAACUGAAGAAGCUCUGCCUGCGGGAAGCGGAGCUGACGGGCAAGCUGCCCAUCGAGUACCCCCUGGACCCGGGGGAAGAGCCGCCCAUUGUCCGGAGAAGAAUAGGAACGGCCUUCAAGCUGGACGAGCACAAAGUGCUGCCCAAGGGCGAGGAGGCCGAGCUCGAGCGCCUGGAGCGGGAGUUUGCCAUCCAGUCCCAGAUCACGGAGGCCGCCCGCCGCCUCGCCAGCGACCCCAACGUCAGCAAGAAGCUGAAGAAGCAGCGGAAAACGUCCUACCUGAACGCACUGAAGAAGCUGCAGGAGAUCGAGAACGCCAUCAACGAGAACCGCGUCAAGGCUGGCAAGAAGCCCACGCAGCGCGCCUCGCUCAUCAUCGAGGACGGGAACAUCGCCAGUGAAGACAGCUCGCUGUCCGACGCCCUUGCUCUGGACGAUGAUGACCCUCAUGUCAUCAGCACACUGUCCCCCUUACAGUCUCCACACAAGGGCCUCCCGCCUCGGCCGCCGUCACACAGCAGGCCGCCUCCCCCGCAGUCCCUGGAGGGGCUCCGGCAGACGCCCUGCCACCGCAGCGACUACGACAAGUCCCCCAUAAAGCCGAAAAUGUGGAGCGAGUCCUCGCUGGACGAGCCAUACGAGAAGGUCAAGAAACGCUCCUCCUACGGCCAUUCCAGUGGCCACAAGCGUUUCCCCAGCACGGGCAGCUGUGCCGAGGCCGGCGUGGGGAGCAGUUGUCUGCAGUCCAGCCCUGUCCGCGGCCUCCCCCAGUGGAACUCGCAGUCCAGCGUGCCGUCCACCCCCGACCUGCGGGUGCGGAGUCCGCACUACGUCCGUUCCACCAGGUCGGUGGACAUCAGCCCCACGCGGCUGCACAGCCUCGCCCUGCACUUUCGGCACCGCAGCUCCAGCCUGGAGUCGCAGGGCAAGCUCCUGGGCUCAGAGAACGACACGGGCAGCCCCGACUUCUACACCCCGCGGACUCGUAGCAGCAACGGCUCGGACCCCAUGGACGACUGCUCGUCGUGCACCAGCCACUCGAGCUCCGAGCACUACUACCCGGCGCAGCUGCACGCGCACUACUCCACGCUGGCCGAGGACUCGCCGUCCAAGGCGCGCGCGCGGCAGCGGGGGCGCGCGGCGGGCGCGCUGGGCAGCGCCAACUCGGGCAGCAUGCCCAACCUGGCGGCGCGCGGGGGCCCGGCGCCCGGCGUCUACCUGCACAGCCAGAGCCAGCCCAGCUCGCAGUACCGCAUCAAGGAGUACCCGCUGUACGUGGACGGCGGCGCCACGCCCGUGGUGGUGCGCAGCCUGGAGAGCGACCAGGAGGGCCACUACAGCGUCAAGGCGCAGUUCAAGACGUCCAGCUCCUACACGGCGGGCGGGCUGUUCCGCGAGGCCGACGCGGGCCGCCUGACGCCGUCGCGCUCGCAGAUCCUGCGGACUCCGUCGCUGGGCCGCGACUCGGGCGCGCCGGACAAGGGCCCCGGCCGCGCCGCCGUGUCCGACGAGCUGCGCCAGUGGUACCAGCGCUCGGCCGCCGCGCAGCGCGAGCACGGCCGCCUGUCGCACACCAGCUCCACGUCGUCCGACAGCGGCUCCCAGCACAGCUCCUCGUCCCAGAGCACCUUCGUGGCGCACAGCAGGGUCACCCGGCUGCCCCAGAUGUGCAAGGCCACGUCCGCAGCUGCCUUACCUCAAAGCCAGAGAAGCUCCACGCCGUCCAGCGACAUCGGAGUAACACCCCCCAGCAGCCCCCACCACAUCCUGGCCUGGCAGACUGGGAGCUAUAGCGACUGCUGCUUCCUGGACUCCUCCGUCCCUCCGGAUCUCGCCGACGUCCAGUGGUACGGGCAGGAGAAAGCCAAGCCUGGGACGCUGGUGUGAGUCGCCGGCCUCCACUGCCUCUCAUCUGCCUUACCCCGACGCACCAUCUCCCGUGCCAGCUUCAGCCCUCAGCACUUUCCUCCCCGUCUCCGUACCCCCCACCCCCUGACUGAGGAGACGUUCUGGAAGGUUCCGGUCCCACUGUGUGUCCCCUGCUCUCUCGCCCACGGAGGGCCGGGGAUUAAUCCUCAAUGCACCUGGGCGGCUUCCCCCCGCCAUGGCAGCCCUCAGGGAAGCUGGCGUGGGCGUCCCGCAGGCACCUGACCUGAACCGAGACAAAGACGCGCAAAGGGGCAA